CCGUCGUAAUGGGAGUCGAAUCAAGCUGGAUUCUGUUUUGCGUCGAGUAACUCGAACGAUCGAUAAAAUGGCUCGGCCGAACGGGCGGGAUUGACGUGUCGACGGGUUUAAAGACCAUGAGCGGGCGCUCGGCGCGCGUUUAACAAAUAGCCGACGACUCGCGCACGGUGAUCGGGAUCUUAACCUGACUGGUGGCGAUUUGAAAUGUAAAGGUCCGUCGUGCUCCAGACGGUCAUGCGGUUCACGCGGCUGGUUCGCACAGCGGGCACGGGCUCGACGGUGGGGCAUGCCUGCACGAGGAUCGUCGCGUGAGGGAGAGACGUUCACUCGCUGGAGCAGGUAGGGCUUGGAUGGAACGCGGGCGCGGGCACGGCCCGUUGGAGAUUGCCGAAGAUGUUUCGCAGCCGGAGCUGGUUCGGCGGCGGCCUCUGGAAGCCCAAGAACCCACAUUCCCCGGAGCACCUCAAGUACCUGUACAACGUCUUGUCGAAGAAUCAGACCGUGUCGGAGAACAACAGGGGUUUGCUGGUCGAAACUCUGCGCUCGAUAGCCGAGAUUCUCAUAUGGGGCGAUCAAAACGACAGCAGCGUAUUCGACUUUUUCCUGGAGAAGAACAUGCUGUCGUUCUUCCUGCGUAUUAUGAAGCAGAAAUGCGGAAGCUACGUGUGCGUCCAAUUGCUGCAAACGUUGAACAUUUUGUUUGAGAACAUACGCAACGAGACAUCCUUGUAUUAUCUGCUAAGUAACAAUCACGUAAACAGUAUAAUAGUGCACAAAUUUGACUUCAGCGACGAAGAAGUGAUGGCGUACUACAUCAGUUUCUUAAAGACGCUGAGUCUGAAAUUAAACGCACAUACUAUUCAUUUCUUCUAUAACGAGGUAAACGAGCAUACCAAUGAUUUCCCGCUGUACACAGAAGCAAUCAAAUUUUUCAAUCAUUCGGAAGGCAUGGUGCGCAUAGCCGUGAGAACUCUGACGCUGAAUGUGUAUCGCGUCGAGGACGCGUCCAUGCUGGCCUUCAUAAGAGAUCGCACGGCCGCGCCGUAUUUCAGCAAUCUCGUGUGGUUUAUCGGCGAUCACAUUAUAGAACUGGACACCUGUGUCCGUAACGAUGCCGAUCAUCAGAGUCAGAACAGGCUGUCGGAUCUAGUCGCGGAGCAUUUGGACCAUCUGCAUUAUCUAAAUGACAUUUUGUGUUUGAACAUACCGGACUUGAAUAAGGUUCUGUCGGAACAUUUAUUGCAUAAGCUGUUAAUCCCGUUGUACGUAUAUUCUCUGAUGAAAUACAAAAACACUUUGUGCCAAACUCAGGAAGAGAGAAAACAUGUCAGCGUUGUGGUGGCGCUUUUUCUACUUUCUCAAGUCUUUUUGAUAGUAUCGCACGGACCUCUUGUACAUACGUUAGCAGCCGUGAUGCUCAUGUCCGAUUUAGAGGCGCUUCAAACUGGGACUAAUAGAAUUCUGGAAAAAUUCGUGGACGUAACGUCGAAUAAGUUCGUCACUUUUUCACCGCCGAAAGAAACGUUGAAGAAGUCUUUGGAUGCUCUAAAUAAAACGCGCUCAACGUCCGAAGAAUCUUACGCUCGAGAAGACGGUAUAGGAGACACAGAGGAAGUGGACAGACAUGCAAGUGACGAGUUGCAAGAGUUUGAUCAUCCAAGUACAUCUUUUGACGACGCUUCUACCCCUGUAAAUACUCCCGAUCUUAUAAGUACACCUCUGAAUACAAGCGUUCCGAGCGAAGAGGAUUUAGAGGAAAUUAAGCAAUUGAAUGUGACGGAUGAGGAGAAGGAGCAACGCCUGGCAUUGGAGAGCCCCUUGAUGCCCCACCAAAGUCAAAGUGACAUGUUCGAGUCUUUAGCGAAGAAACCAUUUCUAGAAACAAUAACCAAUUCCUUAUUAUGCACAGAGAAUGAUUAUGCUGCAUUAUUCGCACUUUGUCUGCUAUACGCAUUAGCUAAUAAUCAGGGUAUAAGUCAUAAAAUUCUGAAUAUAAUCUUGUCUCCAUUCCAUAAUGAUACGUCGACGAAAAAUUCUUACAAUGAAUUGCUCAUGGACAGGUUGAUUCAUAUUGUAACUUUGAGUUGUCAAACAAAUUCCAAAGUGAGACUCAUUACAUUGGAGUUAACUGUCAAACUGCUAACGCAACUGACGGUAUCCGAAGGACAGUGCCUGUUACGGGAAUCGCAUCUAGCAGUUAUUGAAGCGGCGAAAGAACAAAGUACAUCUCUGCUGAAAAACUUUUACAAGAGCGAAGAUAUUUUUUUGGACAUGUUUGAGGACGAAUAUAGCGAAAUCCAAAAGCGACCGUUAAAUGUCGAAUGGUUAAUGAUGGAUAGCAAUAUUUUGUUGCCUCCUACAGGCACACCUAUGACUGGAAUUGAAUUUAGCAAAAGGCUGCCGUGUGGUGAGGUGGAAAGGGCACGUCGUGCGAUAAGAGUUUUCUUCUUGAUAAGAGAGCUAUCUCUGACGCUCAAUAUGGAAGUGGAAACACAAUUACCGCUGACUAAUCCGGCUAAUUGCGUACAAGUCAACAACGUUCUCGAUCUAAAUAACAGCGAUUUGAUCGCGUGCACUGUCGUGUGGAAGGACGGGCAGAAAAUUCGCCGUUUCUUAGUUAUUGACGUUGUGCAGCUGAUUCUUGUGGAGCCCGAUAUCAGUAAACUCGGAUGGGGUGUUGCAAAGUUGGUUGGUUUUCUACAAGACAUUGACGUGGCCGGUGACAAGGAUGAUUCAAGAUGUUUAUAUCUGACAAUUUACAAACCGUUAAGCAGCAGUUCGGGCAAUCGUAUACCGUUGCUGUCAGCUAAAUUCAUUUUCGAUGAUCACAUUCGAUGCAUGGCAGCUAAACAAAGGCUGACAAAGGGGCGAAUAAAAGCCAGACAAAAGAAGAUGAGUCAGAUCGCAAGAUUGCUGGAUAUCCCGACGAAUAUCCCUCAUUGUUCGACACCACCGAAUUAUGCCUUGCGUAGCUUACGACAUGAACGUGUAGGCGGACGUAGUCAGAGACCGCAAAGGGAUCAAGCGAGGCCGAUGUUCACGGUAAACAAAGUUCCUGGAUUCGCGGCUCAAAUGCGUAGGGAGAAUAUCAGGCCGGUAGCGUCGUCGAGUUCCAAACGCGACGAUGCCAGUUCGAACGAGAAGAUUCACGAAAAUGGCUUGCGAUCUAGAGACGGUUCGCCCAAGAUGCCAAGGCCGCGGAGCGAGGAGAUUCCCCUGGAGGACAUGCGUAUUCGGAAAGCUUCGCUUACAUCCAACGGGCUGAACGUGGCGCACAUAUGUCCAGAAAGGAGGGACAGCCAAGGUGCCUGCUCGAAUAGCAGCGAGUCCUCGUCUGUAAUUAGAAAACGCUCUGAAGAAACGUCGUUCACGUCUCCGCAGGGGCAAGAAUCAAAGCCACGUAGGAAGGGUCAAGUGGAAACUGUGUGAUUAAAACAGUUCAGUUUAGCUCGGCGAACUAGUAAUUCAAACUAAACGUAUCUUUUAAAUGACUUUGGAGAAUGGUUGGAAAUGCGUACAUGCCAUACUUUUGAGUUAGCGAAAAAGAGUCUGCUUGACUAAUUUAACAAAGAAAAUUUUUAGCGUAAAUAUUUUAUCUUAUAACUGGUAGAACUGUAAUUUUCAUGAUAUUUUUAUCAACUAUAUGUGAUGGUAAUAGCAAUGGAAUUUUUUAAUGAAAGCUCUUGUGACUAACACAGAAAAAAGGUAAGGAGAUGGAAGUUAUCAAAUAACACUGUUGAAUCAUUGUUACACUUUCCUUUGUGUUAGACAUCACUGAGGUCCUUAUCUAUACAGGCACCUCGUGUUUUAAUUUAAAUAAAAUCUAUUCUCGCUACUUGAUAUAAAUAUCACUUUAACGAUAAAGAAAUCGCGCAAAAAUUCUCGUAAUUAUUUCACAUUUGUGUGUAUAUAUAUACAUAUAUCUGUUUUGAGGAGGUUAGUUUUUCUAUAAUUUAAAGAAUACAGGAAAUUACAAUCUUUCGACGGUAUUAAUCAUUUAUACUCAUAUCUAAAAUAGAUUCUUGAAAAUCUCAUGUGAAUGACUGUAAAGCAUAAGACUUAAAUACUUAAGAAUUGAAUAUAAAAAUAUACACUAAAUGAAUUGUUGUAUUA
Messenger RNA from Vollenhovia emeryi, 4113 nucleotides. RefSeq names its product protein CLEC16A (gene ema). Gene Ontology annotation, cellular component: late endosome; endolysosome membrane. Lineage: Eukaryota; Metazoa; Arthropoda; Insecta; Hymenoptera; Formicidae. The record is from RefSeq and is a predicted model, not a curated record. The transcript is spliced from 14 exons. Bases 394 to 3429 code for a protein of 1011 amino acids. Gene Ontology annotation, biological process: endosome to lysosome transport; endosomal transport; regulation of autophagosome maturation.